AUGUCAACGUCCCCUGAACAGCAGCCUGAAUCAGUGCAGGAAAGCAGCCCCGAUACUGAAGGUACACCAACAGAAGCGACCGGGUCUACGUAAGUGAACUUUUGCGAAAGUGAUGAAAUUAUUUCAGGGUGUCCUGUUGGCUGUUGAGGGCAGCUUGGAGGAAUGGAAUUUCCGCGCUCUGGGAUGGCAAGUAAAAAUGUGCUUAAACGAUUUAUUUUGUUUCAGGAUAUCUGGGCCUCGAAGCAACGAAAUCGGGAAGGAAUUUAGUCCCACGAACUAAAGAGAAACAUUGUUACGUACAGGGUGUCAGUGCGCGAGCAAACACGUUGUGCAAACGAAAACGUACCUUAUUCAACAAAGGAAUGAUGCUUAACGUGAAGACCAAGGCGGAGGUGCUAAUAAUCAUUAACAACGGAAAACAGAGACAUGUAUGCGGAUCUGAUAGUAUCAUGAAAACAUACGCAGACGGGAAACUGAGACCCAGCGAUUCUGACAAGAUGUACAAAGAAAAUUUAGUCAGCUAUUUGGAGGACCAAGUGUCAAACCUUGGUGUCUGCCCUCUGGAGAAUGCUCCUGAUAAAUUAGAGUUAGACUCCACCCUGGCUGGCGUUCUUGGUCACAGUACAGAAUAUACGGUAGCAGAGAACCCAGACACCGAAGGGCAGCCGCGAAGUCAGAGAUCUAUUGACCUGCAUGCCAGUUCAACUUCUGCACUUUCAGAGCCAGUGAGGCAGUUACCUCUUAAUAGAAGAAAACCUCAGCUGAGCCAGGAGGAGCCCUCAAAUAUAGACUCGACACAGUUAGCUAGCAAGAUCACUUUUAUUUCAGAAGACUCCAUUGAAGCAGUCACGUAG
This is a messenger RNA of Porites evermanni, 854 nucleotides long. The record is from the annotation of a GenBank genome assembly. NCBI's taxonomy places the organism in Eukaryota, Metazoa, Cnidaria, Anthozoa, Scleractinia, Poritidae.